Molecule: messenger RNA, 1495 nt
Organism: Leptinotarsa decemlineata (Colorado potato beetle)
Lineage: Eukaryota; Metazoa; Arthropoda; Insecta; Coleoptera; Chrysomelidae
Source: RefSeq, a predicted model, not a curated record
AUAACCCCUCAAAACAGUUUAUAUUCAUAGAUGAGUUGCAUGAUUUGUCACAUUCUGUCACGUGCAUAAAAAGUUCCAAAAACUUAAUAUAAAGAAAGUGAUAUCAUCAAAUAACAUGCCAAUCAAAAGAAUUAACAACAGAAAAGUACAAAGAAAAACAUAUCCCAAGAAACUCUUGUACUCAAAUUGGGAGACUAGAAAUGAUUCUUCAAAUGUCAACGCCGUACUACAUCCUGAUCUAGAAACGCCCAGGAAAUUCAUUCACCAAGUUCCCACCAAGCCUGUUCAAGAAAGUAAAGGAGUAUACAGAAAAUGUUGCCUUGGUACCAAUACUUGCUACUGCAGGGAAAAACCAAUAAGACCACGUUUACUAAACAAACCCAAUAAAUGCCUUUCAUUGGAAGCAUUACAACGAAAACUAACUGAUGACAAUCUAUCCAGGACAUCCCUUCGGUGUCUGUGUGAAGUUGUAGAUGAUGGGGCUUCAACAAGCAAUGUUAAUGUGACGGAUUCAGAUUUGAUAAAGAAAUACAAAGAAGAGCUUGAAAAAAACAGUACUUCUUUGCACAUUACCAAGCAGAGAGAAGAUUACAAUUUGUUCAGAAUCGAACAAAAUGAGAAGUACUUGGAUGACGUAGAGAGGUAUGACCUUGAGAACGAAAGUGCAAGAUAUGGAUUGGAGGAGAAAGAUAGAUACCAAGAAGAUAUUUUGUAUAACAAAAAUAGAGAUAGAGGAUAUAUAUCUGGGGAAAUGAAUGACAUCGACAGAGAUGUUUUGGAAGAAGACCGAAGUGAAGAUAGAGGAUAUAUAGAAGAAACAUACAAAGAGAAACCUACAAAUGGGUUUGCGAAAAAGAAGAAAACGUAUGGAUCUGGAAAAGAAGAAGAAGAAGAAUCAGUUUCAACAUUAUUGGGAACGAGGCAGGUCGAUUCCAAACUUGGAUCUAGUGGAUUCCUAACAGAAGGGUUAAAUAUUGAUGAACUUCGGAAGUUCAGGGACGAUCACUAUUUUGAAACACACGCAGUAGACUUUUCUGAAGCAGAAGUUCCGAAACAUACCUGUAUACAUCAGUUCAAACUGGAUAACAGACUGUUCCCUACUCCCAUAAAUGCUGAUUCCUAUGGAAGAAGCAGGUGUUACAUAUGUCACAAACCCAUGGAAGGGGACACUGUACAACUAUCCAAAUCUUACUUCAGUGAAAAACCCACUACGGCGAGUUUGAAGAAUUUCUCGAAAUGCAACAAGAUGGGUCUAGUGCCACGAGUUAUCAACAUUGGUGGAGAAAGAUCUAAGAUUGAACUGAAACUGAGCGAGAAAAAUAUUCAUCAGUUCGGACUGUUUGUGAGCAAAUAUAAAAGGCCUCAGUAUACAAAUACGUUUGCUCUGCGACAACAAAAAAUGGCGUGCUGAUUCCUGUAGAUCGCGGAAGAAGAAGAAGUUAUUGAUUUUGUUCCUUAUGUUUUUAUUGACCAAAAUAUACUCGUUUAUAUUUUG